This is a messenger RNA of Trichobilharzia regenti, 3531 nucleotides long. NCBI's taxonomy places the organism in Eukaryota, Metazoa, Platyhelminthes, Trematoda, Strigeidida, Schistosomatidae. The record is from the annotation of a GenBank genome assembly.
AUGAUGAUUAAACGUGUAUCAAUGACAUCACCUACUGAGGAGUUAUUUGUUUGGGGUUCAUGCGAAGAAGGCCAACUAACUUCAGAUAAUACCGAUGCAUGUCAGCUAUCGACCCCACAAUCUUUGAAUGUCGACAACCUGCCUGAAUUCAUACAAAUCAGCUGUGGCUACAAACACACGGCGUUUUUAAGUGUUGAUGGGGAAGUGUACAGUUGUGGCUGCAACGAAUUCCAGCAGUUAGGCCAUCAACAGCCCAGUGGACGGUUAGGCAAAAUAAGUGUGUUAGAACAAUACAGGAUAACAAGCAUUGCAUGCGGAGCUUAUCAUAAUGCCGCUAUUACGUAUAAUGGACUUCUUUUUACAUGGGGCUGUAAUUCAAAUGGACAACUCGGUCGAGAAGGUGAUAACACUGGAGUCAAAUUGGUUCGUGCGUUAUCUAAUUACAAAAUUGUUCAGGUUAGCUUAGGCAUAGAACACAGUCUUGUGUUGACAGAUACUUCUUGUGUCUUUGCAUUUGGCUCAAAUUCCAAAGGUCAAUUGGGUUUGGGUUGUGUUAAUAACCAGCCAGUUGCCAUACCACAACAAAUCCUAUGUCUUUCAGGUUUGCCUAUUCGACGUAUAGUAGCCGGAGGUUGGCACAGUUUUGUACUGACUGUUAGCGGUUCGCUUUAUGCAUGGGGAUCUAAUAAAUAUGGUCAACUUGGUCUAACUUAUUUUGGAUCUUCGCCAAGUGACCAGAGUGAAUUAUCAUGGAAAUAUUCCAAUUCAACCAGUGGUGCAGACGAUAGGGAAUAUAGAAAUCGUUCUGACUCACCGGAGGAUUCAAGUCGAAGUAACGUACCUGUUCCAACUUCUGUCAAAUCUUUACAGCGUCAUGAAAUAGUCUAUUUGGCAUGUGGUGAGCAACAUACAGUUGCGCUUACACGAGAUGGCGGUGUUUUCACUUUUGGUGCUGGAAGACACGGUCAAUUAGGCCAUAAUGAAUCAGUCUACGGUAUAUCUGUACCUCGUAAAGUGACGGAAUUUAUGGGUAAUGUUGUCACUCAAAUAGCCUGUGGUCGAUUUCAUACAAUGGCGUUAAUUCCUAGGAAUGGUCGAUUAUUUGCAUUUGGUCAAGGCAGUAAUGGACAGUUGGGUGUGGGUGAUACUUCAAAUCGCUUAGUUCCUUUUCCAGUUAAGGGUCCUUGGGUGUCAUCUGACAAGUGGAAUGAACAGAACUCUAAUGGUGAUGCUUUGUUAUCUGGCAAACCGUAUGUUAUCCGACGAAUAUUCUCAGGGGGUGAUCAUACUUUUCUACUAGCCAAGUUGUAUCAGGCCGGAGAGGACGUAGAUAUAGAUGAUUUUCGCAAUUGGAAUCGUUUAUCACUGCAGUCUAUUGUGACAGUUUGCCCCGAACUUGUAGGGCAACUUCGAAAUGCUCUCACUGCACUACCUCUUCCAGCUCCAGUUUCUAGAUCUGUAUCUUUGUCUUCAUCGCGUUCAUUGACACCUUCACUCAGUUCCACAUCCAAUGAACCAAUAGCUACUGUCGCUCAAGUUGAAUCAGUUUUCUCCUCUUUGGGUUGUUUGUCAGGUAGUUGCCUGCAAGAAGGGGAGCAGAAUGAUCAUUUCCGAACAGGUCGAGAAGAUUUUGGUGUCGAUUUAGAUAUGGCUCACAAAUUACAGUGUCAAAUUUUUCACAUUCUACCAAGAAGGGAUUUACGACGCCUGAUUAAUAAAUUAAUGGACAAUGUCUUGAUUGCAUCACGCAAUAACUAUCCAAGUAUAGAAUGCCUUCGAGGUUUGCUGUUCCUUGCUGUAUCUGACCUAAUGAAUAUGCCUAGAAAACCAAUCAAUGAUGAUUCGAUUAUUACAAUGCAUAGUUUAGAUGCGUCAUCGGGACUUGGUACAGAAGUCGAACCGUAUCCUGUUUUAAGCGCGGGUUUCUCUCUUCCAGGUCUGGUUUUAAGUGCCUACACUGUCGCUGUCAACAAACUUGACCCUGCUCCUUCGAAAAUACUAGACCGAUGGUUUACAAAAGUGCAACCACGUUAUCUGAAAAAAUUAGUAUUGAAUCUCAACAAUUUAAUUUCAUACAUACUGGACGCGCAACCGCCAUCUGCAGAUAGUCAGCGCAAAUUGAAAGAAGAAAGUAUUCGCCAAGCACUGGAACUCAUGAAGCGCCUACACAGGGUGAAUGAAAAUCAUCCGAAUCCAAUUUCUUAUAAAAGUUUCUACCUCCCAUCGUUAAGAGAUAAAAUCAAUAUUGGCAGUACAUUCGUAAAUUGGUUGCAAGAAUGCAAUUCCGGUGGAAUGCGCUUUUUCUCGUUUUGUGAUUAUCCGUUUGUAUUUGAUGCUGCAUCAAAAGCUGAGAUGUUGAAUAUUGAAGCUCGUUUAACUAUGCAACAAGCUAUGGCUCAAGCCCAACAGAAUGCUAUUUUUCAGACUGUCAUUUCUCCAUUAAUCGGUGCACCUGUAUUUGGCAUAUCACAACCAUAUUUUACAAUUGUUGUUCGGCGCGAUAACAUUAUCCAGGAUACUUUAACUCAUCUAACAAUGGCUAAUCCAGCAGAUUUUAAAAAGUUGUUGAAAGUAAAAUUUGAAAAUGAAGAAGCUGUGGACGAAGGCGGUGUGAUGAAAGAAUUUUUCUUGCUAGUUAUGCGAGAUUUACUCAAUCCUGUAUACGGUAUGUUUCGGUGUUAUCCAGAAUCGCGAAUGUUGUGGUUCAAUGAAUCAACAAUGGAAGGUGAAGGUGUCUUCACAAUGGUUGGUAUAUUGUGUGGUCUGGCUAUAUAUAAUUCUAUCAUUGUCGAUUUAAGCUUCCCACUGGCUAUGUUUCGUAAACUGUUGGGUGAAACACCGGGAUUAGAUGAUUUAAAGGAAUUAGAUCCUAUUGUUGGUCGUUCACUACAACAAAUGCUUGACUAUGAUGAACCGGAUUUAGCAGAUGUAUUUUGUCUGAACUUCAGUGUUACAAUUGAUUACUUCGGUGUCAAUAAAGUCAUUCCCUUGAUAGAUAAUGGUGAGGGUGUGACUGUUACACAAGAGAAUAAAGCUUUAUAUGUUGAAAAAUAUGUAGAUUAUAUUUUUCAAAAGUCCUGUGAAACAUCUUAUACAGCAUUCGAAAAAGGAUUUCAUCAAGUUUGCGGUGGUUAUUCUUUGAAAUUGUUCCGUCCUCCAGAAUUACAGGCACUUGUUGUUGGGUCAGAAGCAGUUAACUGGGAGGAACUUCGUCGGAAUACAACAUAUCAAGGUGUAUAUUGGGAUAGACAUCAGGUGAUUGAAUGGUUUUGGGACGUACUACUCUAUGAUUUUACGGUGGAAGAAAAGAAGAAGUUUCUGCGUUUUCUUACUGGAUGUGAUCGAGUACCGAUUGUUGGUUUCAGUGGUGUAAAAAUUACAAUUCAACCAAAUAAUAGCGGUGAUGAUUUCCUACCUGUUGCACAUACAUGCGCCAAUCUCCUGGAUUUACCGCAGUACAGUUCUAAAGAAGUAUUGGCUAAGAAAUUGUCAAUGGCUAUUCAACAAACCGAAGGAUUCGGUUUAGUUUAA